This is a messenger RNA of Heterotrigona itama, 666 nucleotides long. The record is from the annotation of a GenBank genome assembly. NCBI's taxonomy places the organism in Eukaryota, Metazoa, Arthropoda, Insecta, Hymenoptera, Apidae.
AUGACCGUCGAUUACUCGAGCGAUCUGUUGAGAAACGUUCAUCGCGAUAUCCCUGCACCGGAAGGCGGUCAAAGUUUCUUGGUCCGAGGUGAUUACGAGUAUUGGCACUACGGUUGCGACGGUUUUAACGACAAGGGCUGGGGUUGUGGAUACAGAACGUUGCAGACUAUAUGCUCGUGGGUUGUAAGAAACCGGAAUUUGAACCAAUCCGUUCCAAAUAUCAGACAUAUACAAGAAGUGCUGGUCACGUUGGAUGAUAAGGAACAGUCGUUUAUCGGGUCGAGGGACUGGAUAGGCAGCUUCGAAGUAUGCCUCGUGUUGAAUCAUUUGUACGAGGUUCUCAGUAAAAUCGUGCACGUCCGAAAUGGCAAAGGACUGCGGGAUCAAGUUUCAAUUAUCAGAGGCCACUUCGAGGAAUUCGGUAGCCCGGUUAUGAUGGGCGGCGAUAAGGAUUGCUCGAGCAAGUGCGUCGUAGGAAUCCACGAGGGCCCGAGGAACACCUAUUUGUUAAUCGUGGAUCCGCAUUUUGUUGGCAAAGCAUAUGGAACCAAGCAAUUGGAGAAUCAUCGCUGGGUGAAAUGGCAAUGUCUGGAUGAUUUCAUCGACAGUUCCUUUUACAAUCUCUGUUUGCCUCAGAUCAAGUUUAUGAGUGGAAACAAUAAAUAA